AUGAAUAGCACGAUCGCGAUGUUCAAGGGCAGGCUGAAAGCUUCUACGUCUUCGCCUGCCAGUGGCCAGACGGAGUGCUCCGAUUCUGCUGUACAUGACAGUGUGAGUAUUGAUGGUGAUGCAUUCCAUGCGGGCGUCUUCCAGCAGCAGCUUGAUGAAUUGAUUGCGAACGUUGAUUUGACAGUCAAGGCUGCCAUGGCAUGGGUCCUCCGCCUUCUCCCUGGCAUGGUAAAGAACAUGGUCAACAUCCUCCCCGAGGUGGCGAAAGUUCUGGUUCACAAUGCGUGUUCUCGGCCAGGCGCGGUGCAGCUGUGGCGCCACUGUCCCUCUCCUGUGGCCUGCCGUGGAGGGUAG
Molecule: messenger RNA, 354 nt
Organism: Prorocentrum cordatum
Lineage: Eukaryota; Dinophyceae; Prorocentrales; Prorocentraceae
Source: the annotation of a GenBank genome assembly